UAUACCGUUGCUUUUUUGCUCCAUCUCUCUCUCUUACCACUGAGCUAAGCAAAAGCCGAGUUCCCAGAGACAAGCCGCUUCCUUUCUGCAGAGAACUCUUUUCCGGGUGUCAAAAAAGGUUCAUAAUUUCGUCUGGUAAUGCUAAUCACUACCCGCUCCUAAAUUCUAUCCCUUCUUCAAACGAUUCACUUUCCUUAUACGUUCGAUUUCCGUGAAGAGAAAAUCCCCCCCUAUUAAAUCUCCCUACCCACUCGACCCUGUUCGUUUCCUGCGAGAAUUUUGAGAAAAGUUCGAGUCUUUUUGAGCUUCCGAGGUUUUUAUCAAUGGAGUUCAUGGAGCGGGCCGUCUGGUUUUUUUGCUCUCUACUCACCCUCUCUGCCUUGUUUGUCUCUGCUGACACCGAUCCUCGCGAUGUUGCUGCAAUGAAUAGCUUGUGUGUUUCUCUCAACUUGCCGCCAUUGCAAGGAUGGAAGCCAGCUGGAGGAGACCCUUGUGGGGAACAGUGGCAAGGGGUCAGCUGUGUUUUCUCCAACAUAACUGCUCUGAAACUGAGUGGAAUGAAUCUUGGAGGUACAUUCGACACUGGUAUUGAACAAUUUGAGUCUAUCUUAGAAAUAGAUCUCAGCAACAACCAUAUUGGAGGGACCAUUCCAAUCAAUCUUCCUCCUACAUUGAGAAACUUCUCUCUAGCUGGGAAUCAGUUCAUCGGAAGUGUCCCGAGCACGUUAUCAUCACUAACUCAGCUCCUAGACCUGUCAUUGAACAAUAAUCUUCUGAGUGGUGGGAUACCGGAUGCCUUUCAACAGCUUGUUAGUUUGGUUAACCUAGACUUGUCGUGGAAUAACUUGAGCGAUUUGCUACCUCCGUCGAUGGGAAGCUUGUUAUCUCUCAGCUCACUGCAUCUGCAGAACAAUAAGCUUAUCGGGACUCUUGAUGUUCUUCAGGAUCUUCCUCUUCAAGAUCUGAAUGUAGAGAACAAUCUGUUCUCCGGGCCUAUACCCUCAAAGCUGUCAGCUAUACCAAAUUUCAGGAAAGAUGGGAAUCCAUUCAACACAACGAUUCUUCCUUCGCCUCCUGCACCACCACCUCCUCAAGUUUCAUCACCGUCACCUUCUUCCUCUGCACUGCCACCAUGGACAGGAUUUGGACCAUCUUCUGCCGAAAAACAAAAUCCUUCUGAAGGCCAAAAGGAAGAAGUUUUCACUUCCAAAGCUAAGAAAGUCGUCGUGAUUGCAGCUGCUGGUACAGCAGCGAUCAUCCUAUUAGGACUAUGUGUCUGCCUGCCAAUAUACUGCAAAAGAAGAAAUGCUCGACGAGAUCCAGAAGAUGCUGAGUUUGAUGGAUACAAUGAUGGCAAGCCUCAGAGUAAGGCUUCAUUUCAUGUUUAUCAUCAAGAACACAAAGCUCCAAAGGGAUUGGUUACGAAGCUGGAUGAACCGAAAGCAUCUGAGGGUAGCCUGAAGACACAGGAUGAACAAGUUGCAGCAGAUCAGAAGAGAACAGCUUCGAGUUUGACUGAUGCAUCCCUAAAGCAAUGCCCUCCUCCUCCUGGCAACAAGGUGACCGUCGAUGAUGAGAACCAAAUGAAUAAGGACUUGUCCUCUGCUCGGGUUUUUACCAUUGCAACACUACAACAGUAUACUAACAGCUUUGCAGAAGAGAACUAUGUUGGGGAAGGUUCUCUCAGCCGUGUUUAUAAGGCUGAGCUUUCUGAUGGGAAGCUAAUGGCAGUCAAGAAGCUAAACGCCACAGCUUCUGGGCAAGUCACUGAUGAAAAAUUCCUUCAUCUAGUCUCUGCCAUCUCUCAAAUGAACCAUCCUAACAUCGUGGAGUUUGUCGGCCACUGCAUCGAGCAUGGCCACAAGUUACUUGUGUACGAGUACUGCGAAAGUGGGACCCUGCAUGAUGCUUUGCAUUCGGACGAGGAGAUUGAUGGGAAGCUCUCCUGGAACAAGCGUGUCAGGCUGGCAUUAGGAGCCGCCAGAGCACUGCAGUAUCUUCACGAAGUCUGCCAACCUCCAGUUGUCCACCAAAACUUCAAGUCUGCCAACAUUCUCCUUGAUUUCCAGCUAGUAGCAAAGGUAUCCGAUUCAGGGUUAGGGUCUCUGAAGUCAUCUUCUUCAAGUUCAAUCGGGUUCUCUGGACGGCACAACAUUAAUUCUCAGCAAGGUUACAAUGCUCCUGAGUUGGACUCAGGAAGCCACUACACCUGCAAGAGCGACGUGUAUAGCUUUGGGAUCGUAAUGCUUGAACUCCUCACAGGAAGGAAGUCCUAUGACAGUUCGCGUGCUAGAGGGGAGCAGUAUCUGGUGCGAUGGGCGAUCUCACAGCUUCACGACAUUGACUCCUUGUCCAGAAUGGUCGACCCUUCGUUGAACGGUUCAUACCCUGCCAAGUCGUUGUCUCGUUUCGCCGAUAUUAUCUCCAGAUGCAUUCAGGCAAGCCAAACUCUAGAAAGACAUUCAUCAUGUUCAUGUGGGAGCCAGAGUUCAGGCCGGCUAUGUCUGAAGUGGUGCAAGAUCUCCUGCAGAUGAUAUAAGUUAAGUUAUGGGUUGCAUAUGUAGCAGCGAGUGAGUGCUAAGUUCCAACUAACCCCAUUCGUUUGUGUGAAUACAUGAUAAUCCCUUCUGUCUUUACUAGUUUACUAGCUAAUGUAAACUCCGCCAUUUAAUUUUUCCAUUUUUGGUUUGGCUUGUGAUCACUGAUGAA
Messenger RNA from Linum tenue, 2709 nucleotides. The record is from the annotation of a GenBank genome assembly. NCBI's taxonomy places the organism in Eukaryota, Viridiplantae, Streptophyta, Magnoliopsida, Malpighiales, Linaceae.